Messenger RNA from Penicillium coprophilum, 771 nucleotides. RefSeq names its product SDR family oxidoreductase. The record is from RefSeq and is a predicted model, not a curated record. The coding region runs from base 1 to 771 and encodes 256 amino acids. The transcript has a single exon. NCBI's taxonomy places the organism in Eukaryota, Fungi, Ascomycota, Eurotiomycetes, Eurotiales, Aspergillaceae.
AUGACCUCCACUGCAAACACAGUAUAUGUCGUGACAGGUGCAAACAGAGGCCUCGGUCUCGGACUGACCAAACGGCUAUUAGAACGCCCUGCCACCACCGUCGUGGCCUCUGUCCGCAGCCACAACGCAGCCACAAACCUUAGGUCAGACUUUGAAGGUGUUGAAAUCGGCAAAAAUAGUGCCCUCCAUAUCAUCGAAUUGGACUUUUCAACUGCAAUACCCCCCGAAGAGAUUGUACAGUCGUUCUCCGCAGCAGUUAGCACAGUGACGCAUAUCGAUGUGCUCAUCUGCAAUGCUGGAUUCGCGACACACAUGGCUCCAGCCCUUCUAACAUCGGCGGAAGAUCUUCGCGAAUCGUUCGAAGUCAACACCAUCGCCCCGCUCCUCGUGUUUCAAGCCUUCUGGCCACUUAUGCAGAGAUCGGAUUCUGCGCCUAAGCUCGCGGUCAUCUCCUCCUCCGUCGGUUCGAUUUCUAAGCAAGAGCCUGUUCCCGGUGGUGCAUAUGGUCCCAGUAAAGCAGCCUUGAACUGGCUCACCAAGGCUCUUCAUCUUGAAAAUGAGAAAGAUGGCUUGGUUGCGUUUGCUUUGCAACCUGGCUGGGCGCAGACGCGGAUGGGGAAGUCUGCUGCCACAGACUGGGGAUAUUCCGAAGACCCACCGGUGACUAUUGAGGAAAGUGUGAAUGGGAUGCUUGAUAUUAUUGACAAUGCUACAAGGGAAGAUGUGUCGGGAAAGUUCAUAUCGUUCAAUGGAGAUAUUUUGUCGUGGUAG